Manis pentadactyla (Chinese pangolin) is the source of this 1088-nucleotide messenger RNA. RefSeq lists its product as uncharacterized. Bases 1 to 987 code for a protein of 328 amino acids. Lineage: Eukaryota; Metazoa; Chordata; Mammalia; Pholidota; Manidae. The record is from RefSeq and is a predicted model, not a curated record. The transcript has 2 exons.
AUGGGAAAAUGCUUAAGCUGCUGCAAAGAGGACCAGGCCUGCCAACCCAAGUGUCCUGCAGACCCACUUACUCCGGACCUCGUGCACCCUGGAGCCUGUGCUGUUACACAGCCAGCCGGAUAUUUUUAUGUUAAAACAACUCGUCCUUCUGCAAUACGUCAAAUCAGUUCAUCUGGAGGAAGUAAAAUUUUAUCUUUUUCAUCAAAUACAUCUCGUCACUCAUCUUCUGGAAGAAGACAUUCUGUAUUUGUUAAAUUUCAGAAAAGCAGUGCUUCUUUUCAUCAACAAAGUCGAGCUAACUUUAAUUCUCAAGAAAAAAGAAGCUUCAGUGAUUUAAAAUCUUCCUUAGACCAUUUUGGCUUUAGAUCCUACAGACUCUUCUCAGCCCCUAAGCUAAGUGUAGUUUCCUGUUACGAGAGUGCUAAUUUCUUUGAUCUUCCAUCAAGUAGCGAUAGCAUAUUUAAUCCAAAUGAAAUUGAAAUCAUUUCUAAAAAGCCAAGUGUUGCCAAUGCCGAAAAAUAUAUGAACUCUUGUUCUCCUGAAUAUAACAUUAAACAUUUUAUGAAUUUUGAAACAAAAGCUAAUUCUUCAUCCUGUCGAAGCACUGUUGAUAGAAGCACCUGUCAACACAGCACAGCCACCUUCCUUCCUUUUCCAGCUGUUAUUUCCCGUUCCUGUCAACGAAACGGAAUUGCCACUGAUACUCAGGAAAGUGGCCAGUCAAGGAAAAAUUCCCUUCAUCCUGGUUCUCAGUGCAGUGCAAAUGAUUCACCAGCUACAACUCAUCAGCAUGCCUCUCAAAGUCUAACCUCCCCUGUUCUCCGUAAUUUUGGAUUUUCUUCAUUUUGUAAAGAUGGUAGCUUUGCCUUAUGUCAAAAUGAAGUUACUUCGGAUCCCUUUGAAGAUGAAAACAUUGCUAUGUCAUCUCAAGAUGAAGACCAGUCUUCACCUAUUGCAAUUCCUAAAAUAAGGUCACCUCAGACUUGACCCUCUCUUAGAAAGGCGGCUCAAAUCAGUUUUCCCACUAGGAAUACUCAAUAUAUUGUCUGUAGAAAUCAUUGCUCAGAUCUCGUAGAGAUCUCCCAUAC